UCGAGCGCGGCCUCCGCCUUCCUGUGCCACCCCCGCGGGGACAGCGCCGGGACCCCCCUGGCGUGUCCCCCGUGUCCCCGGCCGUGUCCCUGUCCCCGUGUCCCUGUCCCCGUGUCCCUGUCCCCGUGUCCCUGUCCCCAUGUCCCUGGCGCUCAAGGCCCGGCAGCGGGCGAGGCGCAAGGGCGGCUCCCGGGAGCGGCUCUUCGGCUGCGACCUCCUCGAGCAUCUCCAGCGCUCGGGGCAGGACGUGCCGCAGGUGCUCCGGAGCUGCACGGAGUUCGUGGAGCAGCACGGGGUGGUCGAUGGCAUCUACCGCCUGUCCGGGGUGUCCUCCAACAUCCAGCGGCUGCGGCAGGAGUUCGAGGCGCAGCGCAGCCCGGACCUGUCGCGGGACGUUUACCUGCAGGACGUUCACUGCGUCAGUUCCCUGUGCAAGGCCUACUGCCGCGAGCUGCCCAACCCCCUGCUCACCUACCAGCUCUACGACAAGUUCGCCGACGCCGUGGCCAUCCAGAUGGAGGAGGCUCGGCUGGUGAAGAUCAAGGAGGUGCUCAAGGAGCUGCCGGUGCCUCACUACAGGACUCUGGAGUUCCUGAUGCGUCACCUGCUGCGCAUGGCCGGCCACAGCGGCCGCACCAACAUGCACGCGCGGAACCUGGCCAUCGUGUGGGCCCCCAACCUGCUGCGCUCGAGGGACAUCGAGGUGUCCGGUUUUAACGGCACGGCGGCGUUCAUGGAGGUGCGCGUUCAGUCCAUCGUGGUGGAGUUCAUCCUCACCCACGUGGAGCAGCUCUUCGGGGACGCCCCGCUCCGAGGUGGGGACUGUCCCCGUCGCUCGCUGCUCCUGCCCGGGGGGGCUCCCCCUCUGCACGUCCCGGCCGUGCUGAGCCAGGGUGACGGCCCCCCCCAGAUGAGACCCUACCACACCAUCAUCGAGCUCGGCGAGCACAGGAGCAAGGGCUCCCUGAAGGCCAAGAAGUGGAGAUCCAUCUUCAACCUGGGCCGCUCCGGGCAUGAGGCCAAGCGGAAGCCGGGGAAGGCGGAGGAGAAAGACAAGUGUGAGAAGGUCAGUCUGCGGCCGGCCAAGAGCAUGGACUCGCUCAGCUCCGGCCCCUCCGGACCCCCAGGCGCGGACGCCCCCCGGCUGCUGCCGAAGCUGUCGAUGAAGCUGCGGCCGCAGCGGCAGCACAGCUCGGACGCUGCCUCCGCUCCCCCGGAACCGCACCCGGAGCUGGACGAGAGCCUGGAGGAGCCCCUGGAAGCGGCGGCCGAGAGCAGCACCAAGUCGGAGCCCACCACCCCCAAAGCCCCCCGGGCGGGGCCGGGGGUCUGCGGCCGCUCCCGCGCCGAGAAAUGCGCGGGGCUGCACAUCUCGGGCCCCUUCUCGGUCACCGUCCCCUUCCACAUCACCUCCAACCUGUCCCGCCUCACCCGGGGGCUCCCGUGCCCCGCGCUGGAACGGGAAACUCCCCCCGGCAGCGCCCCCGAGCCCGCCCGGGACCCCCGGCCCCGCUCCGGAGAUGCGGAGCAGACACGGCUCUCCCUGGAGCUCCGCGAUUCCUUCGCCUUCCUGGACGGCCCCGAGACGUGGCUGGAGGGCGGCGGGGACACGGACGCGGCGGCGCGGAGUCCCGGGAUCGAGGAUGGAACCCCCGGGAUCGAGGAUGGAACCCCCGGGAUCGAGGAUGAGACCACCGGGAUCGAGGAUGGGACCCCCGGGAUCGAG
Molecule: messenger RNA, 1726 nt
Organism: Pseudopodoces humilis (Tibetan ground-tit)
Lineage: Eukaryota; Metazoa; Chordata; Aves; Passeriformes; Paridae
Gene: ARHGAP30
Product: Rho GTPase activating protein 30
Biological process (GO): small GTPase-mediated signal transduction
Molecular function (GO): GTPase activator activity
Source: RefSeq, a predicted model, not a curated record